AUGUGUAAACACGUCCUCAAUGCCCAAGUGGCUAUUCGCUCCCCUUGCUGCCGCAAGUGGUUCGACUGUGCCGAAUGCCACCAAGAACAGGAGUCCCACAUGCUGCAGAAGGCUCAGGAGAUGAUCUUUGCAUGCAAAAAAUGCAAGAAGUGCUUCCGUAAGGAUGCUGCUGAGUUUGAGGAGAGUGACGAAUUCUGCCCGCACUGCGAUAACCACUUCGUCCUCGAGGCCGUGACACCAAAUGCGAGACUGGAAGUGGAGGGUGACGAUGCGCGCAUGGACAACCGAAUGCUCAAGGAUGACCGUGUCCGUGGCGACCAAGAAAAGUCCAUCUUCCAAUUCAAGGAUCUCUCGGAUCGCAUGGGCUAG
This is a messenger RNA of Penicillium atrosanguineum, 369 nucleotides long. RefSeq names its product CHY zinc finger protein. Gene Ontology annotation, biological process: protein import into mitochondrial intermembrane space. The record is from RefSeq and is a predicted model, not a curated record. Gene Ontology annotation, molecular function: zinc ion binding. Gene Ontology annotation, cellular component: mitochondrial intermembrane space. NCBI's taxonomy places the organism in Eukaryota, Fungi, Ascomycota, Eurotiomycetes, Eurotiales, Aspergillaceae. The coding region runs from base 1 to 369 and encodes 122 amino acids. The transcript has 6 exons.